Dentiscutata erythropus is the source of this 1023-nucleotide messenger RNA. The record is from the annotation of a GenBank genome assembly. NCBI's taxonomy places the organism in Eukaryota, Fungi, Glomeromycota, Glomeromycetes, Diversisporales, Gigasporaceae.
AUGGCAGUCGAUAGAUAUCGUAUAACUCUUGACAACGAUCUUGAUGAAUGGUCAGAUGUUGAAGCGGUUGAAGAAAUGAGUGAGAUUGGAGAAACGUCAACAAGACAAAAUUCAGGUAAACCAGUCAAGGUGGAUUUAGAAUAUCAGAAUGAACUGAGGAAAGUUAUUCUUAGUAUACAAAAUGAUCUUAACAUACCUCGGGAUGAAAAGGCGAAGAAAGUUCAAGAUUUGAUGACGUUUCAUUGGCGGAAAAAUGAAAAAAAACCAACAGACAAUUUAAAUAUCGAUAUCGAUGAUGAAUUUAUCGAAGAUGACCUCAAACCAACAUAUACUACUAUUCAACCUGCCAACAAAGCUUGCAAUAAUUGCAAACAAGAAUUAGCUCGGUAUUACUGUGACAAAUGUAAAUUCUGGGAUGAUCACCCGAGCCACCUGAAGGGCAUGCACAAGUGUAUUGAAAAGAAUCUGGAUCGUGAUUGCAUGAUCUGUGGAGAAUAUUUGUUUUCAUCAACAAUGAAACCUCAUCUAAUGUUAUGUGGUCAUAGUUUGCAUGAGGAGUGUUUUAUAGAAUACAGCAAAACUGCAUACCAAUGUCCAACAUGCUGCAAGUCUAUUGCAAACAUGGAAAUUUAUUUUCGGCGGAUCGAUGCUAUUGUUGCUCAACAAAAAAUGCCACCCGAAUAUGAGAAUUUCGUUGCACACAUAUUAUGCAAUGACUGUGAAAUACGUAGUACUGUCAGUUAUCACUUUUCAUAUCAUAAAUGCCCUGAAUGCCGAGGAUACAAUACCAAGGUCUUAGAAAUAAAGUCGGAACUACCAGAAAAUAAUCCACCCAAGAGUGAAGGGUCAAGCACUUCGACAGCUAAUAGUGGAUCACCUAAUAAUUCACAGGUGCGACAAUCAAGAGUUAUGGAAGCUACUGCUAUGAUGCAACGUGAAGAAGGGCCAACUGAUGGGGGGAAUGUGACAGAGCAUCGGACAAGAAAUCCCUUGAAUUCAAUAGAAUCAAAUAAUGAUGCUUAG